Molecule: messenger RNA, 3783 nt
Organism: Carcharodon carcharias (great white shark)
Lineage: Eukaryota; Metazoa; Chordata; Chondrichthyes; Lamniformes; Lamnidae
Gene: tram1
Product: translocation associated membrane protein 1
Exons: 11
Coding region: 33-1151 (372 amino acids)
Biological process (GO): protein insertion into ER membrane; SRP-dependent cotranslational protein targeting to membrane, translocation
Cellular component (GO): endoplasmic reticulum membrane
Source: RefSeq, a predicted model, not a curated record
GCCGAGUGUAGCUGAACUCGGAAGCCGCUGCCAUGGGUCUGCGCAAGAAAAGCAAGAACCCGCCGGUGCUCAGCCACGAAUUCAUCAUCCAGAACCACGCCGACAUCGUGUCGUGUGUCGCCAUGGUUUUCCUGCUCGGACUCAUGUUCGAGAUGACCGCUAAGAUAGCUGUUUCUUUUGUCACUCUUCAAUAUAAUGUUACAUUCACUGCAACAGAUGAAAAGACUGAACAAUUUAUUCUUUACCAUUACGGCUUGAAAGAUUUGGCCACAAUUUUCUUUUACACGUUGGUUGCAAUCAUUCUCCAUGCCAUCUUACAAGAGUACGUGCUUGAUAAAAUCAACAGGCGAAUGCACUUUUCAAAAACAAAGCAUAGCAAAUUCAAUGAAUCUGGACAACUCGGCGCCUUUUACCUGGUUUCUUUUGUCUGGGGAACGUGCAUUCUAUACUCUGAAAAUUAUGCAACAAAUCCUACAAAUUUAUGGGAAAGCUAUCCCCACACACUGAUGCCAUUUCAGGUGAAGUUUUUCUACAUCGCACAGUUGGCAUAUUGGUUUCAUGCCUUGCCAGAACUUUAUUUUCAGAAAACCCGGAAGGAGGAUAUUCCUCGGCAGCUUCUGUAUACCAGUUUGUAUGUUUUUCAUAUUGCUGGAGCUUAUCUGCUAAACCUGAACCGUUUUGGCCUAGUACUACUGGUGUUGCAUUAUUUUGUGGAACUUUUGUUUCAUAUUUCUCGCCUGUUUUACUUCAGUGAUGAAAAGAAUGAAAGGGGAUUUACCCUUUGGGCCUUCUUGUUUGUAGUGGCACGUCUGCUUACUCUCUCUCUAUCUGUCCUCACAUUUGGAUUUGGCCUUGCUGGAGCUCAAAAUCAAAGCCUGGAUUUAGCUUCAGGAAACUUUAACAUACUGGCUGUAAGAAUAAGUGCCCUGGCUGCCAUUUGCCUGACACAAGCAUAUAUGAUGUGGAAGUUCAUUAAUUUCCAACUUAAGAGGUGGAAAGAGCAUGCACAAAUUCAGGCUCUAAAAAAGAAAGCUACCAUUACAAAGAGCAAAGCAGCUAAAAAAGGAGAAAAUAAAGCUAAUGGAGUAAAUGGGACCGUCACUUCUGAAGAUAGAGAUUCUCCUCGUGCAAGAAAAGUCAAAUCGUCUUGAAAGUUAUACUACAUCGGUACAUAAAUUGCCAAUUUCAUGAUUUGUUUCUGCUUUGACAAUUUCCCCUCAAACAUUAUUUAUUUGCUGCAGCAAGCAACAUUUACUUCUAAGUACUUGUGUAAUGCUGUGCAUUCAAAAGCCAAUAAAGCUAAAGGGAAAGAAAAGCGGAGGGUGGGAGGUUACUCAUUAUUCAAAUAAUUCCCCUGUUUUAUAGAAGGAAAAUAAUAGCUUGAACAGAUGCUUUAUUUUUGACAUUUUAGUAAGAUCUUGCCUCCCAGAGCAACACCAUUAGAAAAUAUGGAGGGAAGCAACUUAAAGCUGAUCUGAGAUCAGGUUUAGAGCUGCUAUCCUCGAGAAACCACACUAUAGCUAGAGUCCAGGUUUCUCAAUCCAUAGUGUUGUUUCUCAAGUUUGGACAGCUCUGUUGUGACUCGUCAGAGAACCACAAAUCCCUGAUUUUUUUUUUAACUGAACCACUUCAGGAGACGCAGUGUGAUGUCUUUGAGCAUGGAGGACUGCAAUUAAGGAUCUCUGUGCUAGUAAGAAACAUGUUUGUGCUAACGUGUCAAAAAAAAACUUCUGCUAUAACUUUUUAAAAACUUACAUGGAUGAUUCAGUGAUCUGGUUCUCCCUGUACAGCGUGGCACUUGCAUGGGCACAUCUACAGACAUUGCAGGGGGGCCUGCAUUUGCUAUGAUCUGCCCACUGGAAGUGCCAGCAACUGGUCUGGCAGGAGGUGGUGGGUGCCGCAUGCCAAUAAAAUAGUAAGAAAAAUUUUGCCAACAUCAUGUAAAACUGUGAUGGGCUGCAGAGAAAGAAUUCAGGCAGACACAAUAUGAAAAAUAGAAUGAUUUUUAACAUUAUGCUUGUUUUCACCUGUGGUGUGUGUCAAGUUAUAUUUUGGAAACCAUUCCCGCCUGUAAGAAGGGUUGUUUUGCCAAUUGCAAGCUUGAUUAUAUUAGAAGUCAGAAACUCAUCACCUAAAUUCUAAUUUCAAAUGCUAUAAGUUGUCAAGUUCUAUAAGAGUCUCUAAUUAUUGUUCAUUGUUGGUACUGAUACUUAUGGGAAAUGAUUUUGAAAGUGAAAUUAUCGAAAAGGAGAUAUGUAUAUUUUCAAAGCUAAAUAAAUUGGAUUAAAAUAAAUGCAAGUUCUUAUGACAGGCUACUAAUAGAUUAAUUUUCUAUGCCUUAAUUUGUCGUAAUUGGAACAGCAGUAUUCUUCUCCAUUAAUCUACUUGACUAUUUUCAAUCAGUUUUAUAACUUCAAAGCCAAACUCUAUGUUCUCAGGUUAAUUUUGAACAGGAGCAGUCUGUGAAGAGACCACUGCAAUAAAGUUUUUCUUUUAAAAUGCAACAGUUACAUUGCAGUAGAGCUUCAUGGAGAAAAGAAAUAUGCUUUUUUUAUUUUUUUACUCUAAUAAAAGACACAAAAAGGGCUGCCAAAUUUUAAUAGCAGUUUUAUAAAACUUAAACUAGGCCUUAGUGUGGCAAAAUGGCUGAUGUGAUAGAUAAUUAUGUGACUGUUAUUAUGGGGACAAUUAUUGUACAACAAUCUUUACUUAGGGAAUUGUUGAUUUCAAAAGAAGUUUAUUAAUUUUAUAAAACAAUUUAGAUAAAUGAAAAUUUCAUAUACGAAGAUCUUUGUUACCUUAAACUUAAAGUCAUUCCUAGGUUGCUAACGAAUGAUGGAGCCUUGUUACAAUACAUUUUCUUUUUGUAAAUUAAGGAAUGUUCCUGGAUGAAGCACUUCAAAUACUUUUCUCCUGGAAAAUACAGUCCUGAAUAUUAUUUGGAAUAUAACUUAAUUUUUUGUAUGCGGAUGAAGGGCUAGAAGUAGAGGAUAAGCUGCAGAUUGUUCUUUUUGCUGCAAUGCAGCCUCAAACCCAAGAAGGUGACCACUCUCUGCUGCAAAGGUCACUGGGACUAGGUGGCACAAUGGGGUCUGUCUCUUCGCUUCUGAGUUGAACAGAGUAAUGAGGUGAAGGCCUCUGUCUCUGGCUGUGGUUCCUGAAUGAUAUGAAUUUGGGUAGCUGUAACUCAGUUAAUGACCCAAAGCACAAAAACCAUCCACAAUUUUCAUUAAAGUGACAGUCUCAGGGUGGCCAAGGAGUGGUUGGGAGUUGGGAUGAGUCAUGUCGUCAAGAGUAGAAACAGAGUAAAAGCAGCUUCCUAUUGUGCCUGACCACUAAACCUGACCUGGGAUUGAUUGUUGCUGAGUGUUUGAAGUGGAAAAGUAUUUUCUUCACAAGUACUAUCCUUCCUCACAUCAGUGAGCACACCAGUUCAUCUUGCUGCCAAAAUAUACUUGUAAACAAUAAGUCCAAUGCUGUAAUUUUGAAUGGAACAUCCAGGGAUUAUUUCUUUAACUUCAAGUUUGCUUAGUACAGAUUAUUAUUUUAGACACUUAAAGUUGCUGGAAAAAUGUAAUCUUUUGACUAGCAUCUGUUGUGAGUACAUUAAGAUGCGGUACAUUUUACAGAACUAAGAUCAAGGUUCUGAUUAUAAUACAGGAGACAUGGUUUUAUUAAAAAGUGUAUUGUCUAAAAAUUGUAAUUUCAGUUCUGAAAGAGCAGCCUGGUUUCCUGUAACUGCAGUUAUUGCAGAGCAAACGCGAAGUAAAACUGUCCAUCCUA